AGACACGGAACGCAUCUAUUCGGAAGUGACACAGGACAUAGCAUCGCCGUACGGUAAACAGUACACCUGGGAAAUCAAACAGAAGGUUAUGGGACUACCGGGUGCGAAAGCCGCUGAGAUCAUCGUGAGUGAAUUGGAGUUGCCGAUUUCUCCGUCAGUAUACCUGGAGCGAAGAGAGAAAAUGCAGCUGGAGCGAUUCGCCGAUUGCAACAAACUUCCAGGAGUCGACCGAUUCAUCAAACACCUCCAUUCCCACAACGUGCCCAUCUGUAUAGCUACGAGCUCUGGGUCGCCACAGUUUGCCGUUAAAACCACUCGACACGGGGACAUGGUCGAGUUGAUGCACCACGUAGUCAAGGGGGAUGACCCCGAAGUGAAGAAUGGGAAACCCAAUCCCGAUAUUUUCCAGGUGGCUGCAAGUCGCUUCGUCACACCGGCACAAUCGCCCUCAAACUGUUUGGUAUUCGAAGACUCUAAAGCGGGUGUACAGGCUGCCUUGGCUGCCAAUAUGCAUGUGGUCUGGAUUCCGGACACACGGGCGGACAGGAAAGGUACCGAAGAGUCGACAUUGAUAACUUUAUCCUCCAUGGAGCAAUUUCAACCAGAAUUGUACGGGUUGCCGCCAUACGACGUGUAGAUGGCAUAGUGAUCGCGAAUUAAUCGCCAAAGUAGUACCUAGCAUCGAAUAGAGAUAAAUAGAUAAGGUCUUGGAUCGAUUGAACUUCACUUUCCAUGGAGAGGAACACAAUAAUAAUUAAAUAUGCUAGCUGUGUGAAUCUUCGAAGAUCUCGUACAUCC
Molecule: messenger RNA, 798 nt
Organism: Sphaeroforma arctica JP610
Lineage: Eukaryota; Ichthyosporea; Ichthyophonida
Exons: 8
Molecular function (GO): phosphatase activity
Source: RefSeq, a predicted model, not a curated record